AUGCGCGCCUCAGUUAUCAUUCUCGGCUUCCUCGCUACUCUCACUGUUGCACUUCCCGAAGCAUACCCCAAGGCCGUGAUCGCAUGCCAAUCUGACACCAUGGCUUGCACAGCUGCUAACUGUGCUAUCGAAGGAUGCUGCUGUGAGGGACUUACUUGUGGAUCUAAUGGUACUUGCACGCCACUAUAA
Molecule: messenger RNA, 189 nt
Organism: Penicillium coprophilum
Lineage: Eukaryota; Fungi; Ascomycota; Eurotiomycetes; Eurotiales; Aspergillaceae
Exons: 3
Coding region: 1-189 (62 amino acids)
Source: RefSeq, a predicted model, not a curated record